This is a messenger RNA of Andrographis paniculata, 1363 nucleotides long. RefSeq names its product transcription factor RHD6-like. Gene Ontology annotation, biological process: regulation of DNA-templated transcription. Lineage: Eukaryota; Viridiplantae; Streptophyta; Magnoliopsida; Lamiales; Acanthaceae. Gene Ontology annotation, molecular function: protein dimerization activity; DNA-binding transcription factor activity. The transcript is spliced from 5 exons. The record is from RefSeq and is a predicted model, not a curated record. The coding region runs from base 141 to 1106 and encodes 321 amino acids.
AAUUCCAUACCCCCUUUUGUCCUUUUGUCCUUUUCUCACUCAUUAUCACCAUCUCCAACAUCAAAAUCAAAACCUAGAAAUAAAAUUCCCUCUAAUAGCUACUGAUCAAGAAAGAUUCUGACCUAAUAAUCUGUCCAAAUAUGGGUAAUAAGAACACUCCCACCAUGGCAAUCAUCCAAGCCAGUGCUUUCUACGACAACAACAAGACGACGACCGAAGCCUGUCGGGACUCGGGCAGCCCUGAAAAGGGCAAGAAUUCGAACAAUUUGGGUUCUUCAUCAGUGCAAUCGAGCCCCAGCAGCACGAAUUCGAAUGGGUUAGGUUACCAAGCCACUGCCAAUUACAGCUUGUCCGAGGAAGAUCAUCAUUCUGUCAUCAGCUUCAAGCCUGAUCAGUUUGCUGGAAACCCUUUCGAUUCUCACAGAUCUUUGCUCGCUUUCGAUGCACCAGACCCUAAACGGAUUCCUCAGAAUUUUUACUCGAAGCUCAUCGCCGGCGGCGGAGGAGAAGAAGAAGAUGAAUAUCCAGUUUGGGAGGAUAAUUUGAACAACCUUAAUGGCUGCUAUCACUUAAAUCCUAAACCCAAUGUAAUGAACCAUGGCGUGCCUGGAAUUUCUACCUGCAAUGGGUUUCAAUUCGAGUGGAUGAAUGAUCAAGAAGAUAAUGUCAAUCAAGAACUUGGUAGGCAUGAAGGAGGUCAUAACAAGCGUCCUUACACUGGAGAGAGCAGCACACAAGCAAUGAAGAAGCAAUGUGGAGGAGCUGGUUCUAGUAGUGCUUCGAAAAAGCCGAAACCGAAACCGGCAUCGUUGUCGCCGUCGAAAGACACACAAAGCAUUGCUGCCAAGAAUCGACGCGAACGGAUUAGCGAGCGGCUAAAGAUACUACAAGAUCUUGUUCCUAAUGGAUCAAAGGUUGAUUUGGUCACUAUGCUGGAGAAAGCCAUAAGCUAUGUCAAAUUUCUGCAAUUGCAAGUGAAGGUUUUGGCUACUGAUGAAUUUUGGCCAGCACAAGGUGGGAAAGCUCCUGACCUUUCCCAAGUUAGAGAAGCCAUUGAUGCCAUUCUUGCUUCUCAAAGAUCCGAUCGAAAUUCGAGCUCAAAAUAAUGAUGCGAUCGUAACCGAAGAAGAGUUUGAUUAUAUACGAUUAUCAAAGGGACCAUAGUAGCCAUUGGUUCGAACGAAUUUGUCGAUGAUUACCAACGAUUUACAAGAAUCUUACAGGAAGGGUACAAUUAAUUAAUUAAUUAAUUAAAUAAGUUUAGUGUGUUCUUUAAUUCCAUCAUCUUGAUGUUUAUUCAACGAAUCAAUUGUGUUUUGGAGUGUCUCGAAAAAAUUGUGAUCUCCAAUUAACCUUUGCAGCA